CUUCCAGCAUCUCGGGACGAGCGGAGGAUCCCGGUUCACCUCGCGCACAGGUCGCGCACAGCGAUGGGAGUGGAGCGCGGGCUGUUCUGCCUAUGACACGGACGCGCCGGGCGGGAAGGAUGGCUCUCACCAGCCGGGACAUGCUGUGCUUGAUCGGAACCGCCUGCCUCUGGCUGCCGUUGUUGGCGGAGGUGGUGGCUGAGGACAGUUACUUAAACGAGGUGCAGAACUCAGUGCCUCUGUCCUGCUCUGAGGGAUUCACAGAGUUGGGCUACUACAACGGCACCGUGUCUCAGACGGAUUCUGGCGCCCCCUGUCUGAAGUGGACCGAGUUUCCAGACUACGUCAUGCAGUACCCGGGCCGAGGGCUGGGCGACCACAGCUACUGCAGGAACCCGGACCGAGAGUCCAACCCCUGGUGCUUCUUCAGACAAAACUCUGGAGCCAUCGGAUGGGCCUACUGCGACUGCCACCAGGGUGCGGCUCGCCUGGUGGGCAGCUCGACCUCCGGCAGUGGCCGAGUCGAGGUCUACCUGAACGGCCAGUGGGGGGCGGUGUGUGACUCCCACUGGUCAGACAGAGACGCCAGUGUGAUCUGCAGGCAGCUGGGCCUCGGCGACAUCGGCGCGGCGCUGCAGCCGUCGCAGUUCGGCUCCGGCUCCGGCCUCUUCCACUACGAGCGCCUGGGUUGCCGCGGCGACGAGAACACGCUCAGCUUAUGCUGGAGCAGGACGUUCGUCACCGGCGACUGUAGCCAUGGAAACGAGGCCGCAGUGGUGUGCGCGCCACCGGAAGGCAGCGGCCCUCCGCUGCGAUUGGUCGGAGGCGAGGAAGACUUUGAAGGUCGAGUGGAGGUGUUUCACUCGGGAAGGUGGGGCUCCGUCUGCGACGACCAGUGGGACGACAGAGAUGCUGAGGUGGUGUGCAGACAGCUGGGUUACGGGGGGGUGGCGAAGGCCUGGUCGUGGGCUCACUUUGGUCAGGGUUCAGGCCCGAUCCUGUUGGAUGCGGUGAGGUGCACAGGAAACGAGCUCUUUCUGGAGCAGUGUCCCCAUGGCGACUGGGAGCAGCACAACUGUGACCACAUGGAGGAUGCUGGGGUGUCCUGCAGCCCUUAUACAGAUGGAGUGGUGCGUCUGGUUGGAGGAGACAGUCCCUGGGAGGGUCGGGUGGAGGUUUUCCACAACAGUGACUGGGGUACGGUGUGUGACGACCACUGGAACCAGCAGCACGCGGAGGUGGUCUGCAGACAGCUGGGCUACAGAGGUCACGCUGAGGUCGUAUCCGAUGGGACGUUCGGCGAGGGCGUCGGCCUGAUCCUCCUGGACGACGUCCACUGUGAGGGAUCUGAGACCUCCCUGCUGGACUGUCCACACGGGAUCUGGGGCCGCACCGACUGCUCCCACAGUGAGGAUGUUGGUGUUCGCUGCAGGAGACGACCGAGCCCAGAAACCAAUGAAGUGCCGGUUAUCUCGCCUUCCACGGGCCCCCUGGUGCGUCUCGCGGGCGGCGGCAGCAGAAAGGAGGGUCGAGUCGAGGUGUAUCUCCGUGGCGACUGGGGAAGUAUUUGCGACUCGGGCUGGAACGACCUGAAUGCAGCCGUGGUGUGCAGACAGCUGGGACACGGUGGUGGAGCGGUCGCAUCCAGAGGGUUCGGCCAGGGGAAAGGGCUCAUCCACCUGGACCAGGUGAGGUGCACUGGGAAGGAGGAGUUCCUGGGAGAGUGUCCGUCUCUGGGUCAGAGCAUCCGGGGCUGCAGGCGGCGGGUGGACGCGGGAGCGAGGUGCGACGUCACCCCGCGGGAGUCGGCGGUGCCGGCCAAGACUCGGGAGCUGAGCUGUGGGCUGAGGAAGCUAGUGGAGGAGGAGAGCAAGAGGAGGAACCAGGGCGAGGAAAACGUGCUCGGCGCCUCGUGGCCGUGGCAGGUGUCCGUGUGGCUGCGGUCUGAAGCACAGGAUGGCGAUCCUCUCUGCAGCGGCACCCUGAUCAGCCCCUGCUGGGCCCUGACGUCCGCCUACUGCGUCAGCAGGUUCAGCGGCGAUCCGUCCAGCUACGUGGUGCGUGUCGGGGCUUCGGCGCAGACGCUCGUCCCGGAGCGGGUGGUGGUUCACCGGAAGUUCAAGGGUCAGAGCGGCGGUCACGAUCUGGCUCUGUUGAAGCUACCCAGCACCGAGGGUCACUGUCUGACCUUUGACCCCGACACCAACGCAGCGUGCCUCACGGACACGGCACUGGGAGGGGCCGCUCCGUCUUCUUGCGUUGUCACGGUUGCCGCUGGCUGGACAGGACCAGACUCGGUUCUUGCAUCCUGGGUCCCUCUGAUGUCGUCAUGGCAAUGCAAGAAGCGCUACGGCGACAGCUUCUCCAGCCACGGCACCCUGUGUGCAGGCAGUCCUCCGGACACCAGCCUCCUGCAUGACGACAGUUGUCAGGGCAACUCCGGAGGCGGGCUGGUGUGCCAGGCGCAGACGGGCCGAUGGGUCCUCAUCGGGGUCGUUGCCGGGGGUUACGGCUGCGCCGGCCCCUCGUCUCCCGCGCUCUACACUCGAGUCAGCCGCUUCAGGAGCUGGAUCCAUGAGGUCACGGACACACGAGAACAUGCAGAGGAAUCGAACGCACACGCGGACACACAAGAGGAUCUGACACGCGUUGACAAUGACCGACACGCGCGCGAGGAACACACACGCGUCGAGGGCAAGGAUGAAAAGCUCCGCGCGCACGGAAAACUCAAACACACACAAGAAACCAAUGAAAUCAGUGAUGCUCAACAUCAACACAGCCACCAUUCACACGCCAACCAGCACGGCAACACACACGCGCAUCGUGUCGGGGACGCCGGCGCAGACACACACGGUCCGGUCUGAUUGAGGCCGUGUCAUUGGCUGGACCACCUGCGCCAUGUGACCCGGAAAGAGGGUUUAAAGGAAGACAAAAGUAAACUUUAAAAGAAAGAUGCUCCGAACGGAGGUCAGUACAGAGGUCAGUACAAACGCCGUCUCUGCUCAUUAAGAAUCUGGACCCGUGUUGUGUGUGUGUGAAGAGUGUGUGUGAUCUGUGGCGCUUUUCAUGCGAGUGACAGCCUGUUGAGAAUGAGAGCGAUGGCUGAUGGGGCCUUUCACUGAGACUGAAUAUCCACAAAAUCAGCAUGGCAUGUAUUCUAAGGACAAUGUUUCAAAAAUAAAUUUUCCGGGGAUAUUCCUAAGAUGUUCACACAAGAAUCUAUGCUAAAAUUCACCCUUUAAUGUGUGUCUUCUGUGUCUAACAAUACAAAUCAUCAAACUAACCACCAGGACAUCUCGAAUGAAGGCUGGCUGUAGAUCAUCAUUGUCUCUUUAAGAUUAUUGAUGUAGAAUCGUAGAUUAACCCCAAACAGCAUCAGACGUCACACUUCAGAUGUUCCACCAGGGCUCGUCUCUUCAGGCUCUUUCACGCUUACUGGUGAAAGUGAUGAAGCUAUUUUACUGAGGACCAGACCGGUUGUUCUUCAUGUUUGAGUCGAUUCAUUCACAUCACCAAUGAUUUACACAGACUAUUUUUACUCAUUAGCUGCAACCCUAAAAAACAACUGGGCUUUCAUUGUGAAGUAUAAUGGGUACCGUUUUCUAUAUUAAGGCACACGUUCAUAAAAAAGUGUACUUUUUUUUUAGUAAUGGCUAAUAAUUUGUCUGCUAUUAAUUUAUAGAUCAGCUUUUGAGUUGCCAGGUUUAUAAUUAUUUAUUUGUUUGUUUAUUGGAUCCCCAUUAGCUGACGCCUUAGCGACCGCUAAUCUUCCUGGGGUCCACAGAAAGGACAAAAUACAAUACAUACAAAACAUAUCGUGAAUCCAACAGUUAAAAAUAGUACAACAAAGUAAAAGAAAAAGAAAAAAUAGUGCAGUCAGAUGCUCAGUACAGUUAAAGGAUAAGAUAUAUGUUAUGUUGUGCAGAUCAACUUAAGUCAUACAAAGAAUAAGAAAAGGAAAAUCAGAUGACUAAAAAGCAAUAGAAUACGUCAAGUGGUGAAUGUUCUUAGGUGCGCCUUUAAUUGUUUUUUUAAUGAUAAAUUGUUACUCAUGUGAGUUAAACGAGGAGGCAGUAGGUUCCAAGCGGUAAUUGCACGAUAGAUCACAGUAUGUUUGAGGAGGUUAGUUCUUGGGGUUGGCGGUAUCAAUUGACCUAAACUAGCAUUCCUAGUGUUAUGGUUAUGUCUGUUAAAUGUGUAUUGUAACUGAUUGAAGAAAUAUACCGGUGUCUGAUUAAAUACUACUUUCCUGAAAAACAUGAGAAGACAAAAGUGAAGUUGAGUUUCAACUGAGAACCAUGACAGGCGAGAGUGCAUAUAUGCAGUAUUAGUUCUAAUUGAACACUGGAGUGCUAAUCUGGCAGCUCUGUUUUGAACCAUUUGUAGUUUGUGUAUGUCCUUCUUAGCAGCCACUGCCCAUAUGAAUGGACAGUACAUCAGAUGACAAAAGACCAGUGAGUGUAACACCUGACAAACAACAGGGAGAGUUAAAUAAGCAAAACACUAACAUUUACCAACUUCUACUUUUGGCUUAUUCGUAAAACACCUUUUUUAUUAAUGUGUAAUUAACAUUAAUAAUGGCAGGCUUGAUAUUAGAAAGUAGCAAACAAACCGAUUGCAAACAGAAAAGCUGUAAUUUAUUAACCAUGAAGAAACUCAUUACUUAGAUCUUAUAUAAUCCCUUCAUAAAGGAGGUUUUAUUAGAACGUGUCAGCGGUCAACAUUUAAUCCACACCUGCAGAGAGCAUAACAUAUCAAUUCCCGUUUUCUUUGCAUCUUAAAUGUGAUCUACUCCAAACUUCCCUCACUUUCAGGAAACGGUUUCCAUUAAUUUCACAUGAAACACUCUUGAAACUUGAAUCUAUCACAAUAAAUGUUAAAUCAGCAUUAAUUUUUUUUCUCAGAUCAAUUAACCGGCAUUACCUCACGACAAUAAUGGAGAAAAGCGUCUCGCAGACGUGAUCGAUCGAAUUACACAACUCGAGUAAGAGUCUGCUAAUUGAUUUAUUAAGUGGGGGAAAAAAUUAAACAGGAAGAUAUGGUUUUCCUCAGCAGUUAUGUUAAGUGUAUAUAAUUUAUUCAGGGGAUCAAACUUGAAAACACACCGGUGUGGUCCUUUUUAAACUGUACAGAAUAAUUAUCUCCUUCUAAAAAGCCAUUGGAAGCUGUCGGGUUGUAAAAUAUCUUUUUGUAUCGAUCGGCUCUCGAUAGAUGAAUAGAUGAAUAGAUAGCUGCUAGUCCUGAGAUUAGAUAGUUUGUGUUACUGCAUUUCAUUCUCGACUGGCUUAGAUAGACGAACUCUAGUUAAAUGUUGUCUGUUCUGUUGUAUUCUAAGCAGAUGCGCGAUCCAACCACUAGGUGGCGACAUUGUUCUCUUCCCCCGGUCGUUGGAUGAGUGGCCCUGAUUUUCUUUUUAUACUAUAAGUGUUGGGACUUGACUUGUGCUUUGAUGUGCUGUGAACCAUUGUGUCGUGAAGCAUCCUGUAACCUGCAGCGGCGGUUCUCUCCGACAGGGAGCCGCCGGCAUCGCCUGCCCAUGAGCCCGUGUGUCGUCAUGGAGGUUCAUGUACUGUGUGUCUGGCUGGACGGCGAGGGGGCAGCGCGCCGUGUUUAAGGCCUUCUGUGUUAAACUACUUCCUGAGUGUAAUGUGCUGAAUCCUGGUUGAGUAUUAAAAGAUAUACCUGGUGAGAACA
This is a messenger RNA of Pseudoliparis swirei, 5694 nucleotides long. RefSeq names its product neurotrypsin-like. Gene Ontology annotation, cellular component: membrane. Gene Ontology annotation, molecular function: serine-type endopeptidase activity. Gene Ontology annotation, biological process: proteolysis. Lineage: Eukaryota; Metazoa; Chordata; Actinopteri; Perciformes; Liparidae. The record is from RefSeq and is a predicted model, not a curated record.